Messenger RNA from Lodderomyces margitis, 1200 nucleotides. It is a transcript of the gene AGE2, whose product is annotated as Age2p. The record is from RefSeq and is a predicted model, not a curated record. NCBI's taxonomy places the organism in Eukaryota, Fungi, Ascomycota, Pichiomycetes, Serinales, Debaryomycetaceae. Gene Ontology annotation, molecular function: sequence-specific DNA binding; metal ion binding; GTPase activator activity. The transcript has a single exon. The coding region runs from base 1 to 1200 and encodes 399 amino acids. Gene Ontology annotation, cellular component: Golgi apparatus. Gene Ontology annotation, biological process: intra-Golgi vesicle-mediated transport; endocytosis; endoplasmic reticulum to Golgi vesicle-mediated transport.
AUGAGUUAUCGUACCUCCUCCUCCACAGGUGCCUUGCCUUCCUCCAAAAAAACCCAUCUGGAACGCCACAAACAGAUAUUGAAACAGUUGUUGAAAGAAGAGCCCAAUCGUUCAUGUGCUGAUUGUAAAAUAAACAAAAACCCUCGAUGGGCGUCAUGGAAUCUUGGAUGUUUUAUAUGCAUCAGGUGUUCCGGUAUACAUAGAAGUAUGGGAACCCACAUUUCAAAAGUCAAAUCAGUUGAUUUGGAUGCUUGGACUGAUGAUCAAAUUGAAAAUAUUGUACAAUGGGGCAAUGAUAAAUGUAAUGGAUUUUGGGAAGCCAAAUUACCUGAAGGGUAUAUACCUGAUCAAUCGAAGAUUGAAAAUUUCAUUAGAACAAAAUAUGAUUUAAAGAAAUGGUGUUUGUCUUCAACAAUCCCUAAUCCUGCUACUAUCAAGGGCAAACCGACAACAAGUAAUAAUAAUAAUAAUAAUGGCACUACAUCCAACAAUGCAUCAACCAAUAAUCUGCACCAGCAGAAUGCAUCCCACUUGAAAAAGAAUCAAACUGCACCCACCCCGAAGUCAGGAUCGUUAUUGGAUGACGAAUUUGGAUUAUUUACCUCUCACAAAUCAUCAUCACCAGUAACAACGACAACAGCAGCAGCAUUAGCAUCAACUACACCAGCUCAAGCGCGUACCCCACCAAUAUCAGGAAGAGCAACAUCAGCAACCCCAGCAUCGGCACCUGAGUCAAGAUCCACUCAACAAUUACAAUCAGCCCAAUCCACAGGAGGCUCCAUUUCCAGUAACUCAAGACCCGACUUGAAGAAAUCGAUUCUUUCUCUCUAUGCAUCUCCAUCAGCAUCCAACAGUUUUAUACAGCCACAGCAACAACAAAACAAAGCAGAUUCAAGCGUCAAUUCGUUGUCGGAUUCAUUAGCAGGACUUCAGUUCCAAUCAUCCAACUCUACGUCAAAUUUAGGUAAUGGUAACAACAACUAUAGUGGUAGUGCUGGUAGUGCUGGUAUUUACAACAAGCCACAAGCACAAUCUACAGGAUCAUUAAAUGCCACUAUGAAACCAUUAGGAUCGUCUACUACAGCUCCUUGGAAUUCAGAAUGGAAUGACUCAUCUUCAUCGUCUUACGCCACUACUACUCCAAAAUCCAACAUAAACGUUACAUUAGAUGACGAUUUGUUUAAAAACGUUUGGAGUUGA